UUAGAAAUGGUACAAGUCAUCUGAUUUGAAAAAUGAACAAUUUUUCUGGUGCUAGUUGCUUUCCUUUGUACCAGGUCUAAUACAGGAGCAGUUUCUUUUCAAAUCCAUCAGCAAUUAAGGCAGUUUUAAUGGACAGGUGCGUCCAUUUAUAUGCUGUUAACACCCAUGUCGGUGGUGACCGGUGGCCCAUGCUUGAGUUUAUUUUUAAAGUAUUUACCUUCUCCAGUUAGCUUGCUCACUGCUAGCUUCCUGAUGCUGGUUCAGAAUAAAAGCACCUCCCCGGUAUAUUUCUCAAUAAUACUGUUACCUUGUGUCAGAAAGAUUUAUUAUCAGCUUAUCUUUUUCAGAUUUCAAUGUUUGCGUCAUGCUGUCUGUUCGCUGUGGCCUAUCUGAGAGCAGCAGUGGCUCCGGCCCGCAGCAGCUGUGUGGCCUCCUCCCAAAGGCAGCGUGUCUGCUGUCGGCUCAUCCGCUUGCUCUGUUCACUCACCUGAGCAGGUUUUUGGGAUAGAUAUAUGGGAAUAAAAGAUGGAACUGUAACCUGAUUGUGGAUUUCAAAGGAAGAUUCAGCACACAGAGGAAAAAACAAAGUAGUGGAUAGCCUUCAGGAACGAUGUCCCUUUGCCAUAAUAUAGUUAAUAUUUCCUGUGUGAGCAGCAGCUGGUCCAAUGAUGUCCGUGCUUCCCUAUAUAGUUUAAUGGUGCUCAUCAUUCUGACCACAGUGGUUGGCAAUCUGAUAGUUAUUAUUUCCAUCUCACACUUCAAGCAACUUCACACCCCAACUAACUGGCUCAUUCAUUCCAUGGCCACGGCGGACUUCCUGCUGGGGUGCGUGGUCAUGCCUUACAGCAUGGUGAGGUCUGUUGAGCACUGCUGGCCGUUUGGGGAAGUCUUCUGUAAGGUCCACACCAGCACGGAUAUCAUGCUCAGCUCAGCAUCCAUUUUCCACCUGUCCUUCAUUUCCAUUGACCGAUACUGUGCCGUGUGUGACCCGCUGAGGUACAAAGCCAAGAUCAGUGUCUUGGUUAUUUUUGGGAUGAUCGUCAUCAGCUGGAGCAUCCCUGCCCUUUUCGCAUUUGGGAUGAUCUUUCUGGGGCUUAACUUCAAAGGCGCUGAACAGAUGUAUUACAAACACGCUCAUUGUUCAGGGGGCUGCUCUGUCUUCUUUAGCAAAACACCCGGGGUCCUGGCCUUUAUGACUUCUUUCUAUAUCCCUGGAUCUAUUAUGUUGUAUGUCUAUUACAGAAUAUAUUUCAUAGCCAAAGGGCAGGCAAGAUCGAUUAACAAUGCAAAUCAGAACCUUCACAUUGGAUUGGAAGAGAAAAAUGGAAUGUCACGGAACAAAGAACGCAAAGCGGCAAAGACUUUAGGGAUUGUGAUGGGGGUUUUCCUCGUGUGCUGGUGCCCUUUCUUUCUCUGCACAGUCAUGGAUCCUUUCCUGGGCUAUGCUAUCCCGCCUCCCUUGAAUGAUGCAUUGAUUUGGUUUGGCUACUUGAACUCUACUUUUAAUCCAAUGAUUUAUGCAUUUUUCUAUCCCUGGUUCAGAAGAGCGUUGAAGAUGAUUCUAUUUGGUAAAAUUUUCCAAAAAGAUUCAUCUAGGUGUCAAUUAUUUUUAGAAUCAAAUCCAUAGAAUUACAAUACUUUACUCUUUUGCAAGACAGCUGGUGGUGAUACUUAUGAACACGGCGUAACCAACUUCAUGCACCAACUGCAUGGUCUUUAAGCCAGUCACCUGAUUUAAAGAAGGUAUGAGACAGGAUGAUCAUAUCUUGCUUCCUCCUUGGGAUGCAGUACAUAUGAUCUUAGCCGUUCUUACCAUACACAUGGAGCUUUGCAGUCCAGAAUGUAAGGUCCUACAUUUAAACAAACUGUUCCUGUUUUUUCAGGUACCAUCAUGGAAUGGAAAGUGGUCCUCUACUCAGUUAUUCGGUGGUAGAAACCACAGGCUGCAUUGGAAAUGCAAAUUAGAGUCCUUUGUCACGUAUUUGCUUGAAUAUGUAUGGUUGUGUUGUUGUUUUUUGGUAAAAUUACACAUAAAUGUUAUCUUUAAGUAAUUAUUUAUAGAACUUUGCUUGUUAUAUGUACUUUGUUGUUGUUUUUUGGUAAAAUUAAUUAAUUUU
Messenger RNA from Myotis davidii, 2117 nucleotides. It is a transcript of the gene TAAR1, whose product is annotated as trace amine associated receptor 1. Gene Ontology annotation, biological process: G protein-coupled receptor signaling pathway. NCBI's taxonomy places the organism in Eukaryota, Metazoa, Chordata, Mammalia, Chiroptera, Vespertilionidae. The transcript is spliced from 2 exons. Gene Ontology annotation, cellular component: membrane. The record is from RefSeq and is a predicted model, not a curated record. Gene Ontology annotation, molecular function: trace-amine receptor activity. The coding region runs from base 611 to 1627 and encodes 338 amino acids.